Molecule: messenger RNA, 3240 nt
Organism: Mesorhabditis spiculigera
Lineage: Eukaryota; Metazoa; Nematoda; Chromadorea; Rhabditida; Rhabditidae
Source: the annotation of a GenBank genome assembly
AUGAAUGAGGAGCCACGACAUUCACAAGCUGCGCCUCACGUGCGGCCGAGGCCGAAAUCUCGACUGAUAGAGCACCACGCCAUCGACGAGCAGGAUGGGACCGACAAAUUCACCAGCGACUGCUACCAGUUCUUUAUUGAGAAGCUGGGAAGGCUUUCGGAAAAGGAAGCCAACGACGCUAUUCUGGGGCUCGAAAAGUCGGAAUAUGAACGAAUACAUUACGGACUCAUCUAUGCCUUGCUGACGGAGCCUCAACAUGGCCCUAAGUACAUGAACACUCUUCGCGCUGUGGCCACUUCUCGACGCACCGAUCCAUGGCAGAUGACGUACUGGGCGUUGACCCUUGUUACCGAUGAAUGUUUCCACAAGAUGUUGCCACACAUCCGCCCGCAGUUCGUCUACAUCUUCCAAGAAUGCAUCAAAAUUGAUGUAACUGGGCUGGACCACGCGAUGGCGGCUUUUUUACGGGCGAUCAACGACGUGUCGAAAACUGAAGAAAGGAUUCACCUUGCCGACCAAUUCUUCAGCAUGCUACUUGCAAAUAAGCCAUAUCUCCAGGAGCUAAAGCCAACGUCGUCAAGGGGUUAUAAUCACUUCCUGGCCUACGUGGCCCAUACGUGCGCCCGGAUGGUGUCCGAGAUUCUGCCCGUGACCUCGGCCGCUGAGCACCAACCAAUUGCGAACCAUCGGCAGAUAGUUGGCGAAUUGCUGUCGUGGCUGGUGGCGAGUCGUGUGGCUGAAAUUGCUAUUCUCGGUCGCGAUUUUCUGCUGUUACUCCUCAGAGGCACAAAGAACAAAGAGGUUCUACGCAUCGCCGAGGAGAUUAUCAACAAAGGGCACGCCGGAGGAUUUGAUCAAAUGCGCUCCCGGCCGCCCUGCCUGGCCCAUAACCGCCUCAGCUCCCAGUUGGACAAAAAGAUGAAUUUCAUGUUCCGCCUACGCGGCGACAAAAUGGAUUUCCACUGGAAACUCCUGGAAAAUGAUUAUCUCCGACACCAAGCUGACCCGGGCGUUUUGCGCGGGGAGAUGAUUCGCUACUUGUUGCACCAUCAGCAGAUGGAGCACAACGAAACGUUUUUCUUUAUGGAGCCGAAGAUUAGCAUCCUGCAACAUCUCCUUCUCCAUGUCGAGCCAAAUACCCCGGAAAUGCAAUGGAUGAAGACGUGCCUGUGGUGGGAUUGGAUGUGCUUCACCCCUCCGCCGCAGCCAGGAAAAUUGCCGACCCUCGUGCUCAAUGGCCUGCUACUCCCCUGGAACUUUGUGCGGCAUUGCUUCGGCACGUCCAGCUCCCCGGUGAUCUCCAUCGGCAAUUCAUGCCUGGAAUUUUUGUUCAAGAGCGCGACGGAACUGACGCCCGGGACACCGCAGAGGAUUGAAAGCGCUGUGUUUAGCGCUUUGGCCGCCGUCCGAGAUACACAGGGAUCAUCAGUCAUCUCGAGCGUAUUGGAUAGCGUCCGUGUCGACCGUUCUUACCGAGAGCAACUCCGCGCUUUCUUCAAGGAUUUCGUGUCGACCCCUUCUGUGACGCCACCCAAUACGUCGGUUGCACCGCCCGUUACCAGAGAGCCGAAAGAACAUUCACUGUCCCCGGCUCAAUCUCCGUCGAGCGCUUCCGGCGCCUCAAAAGUAACCGACCAGGAAGAGGAGGAAGUGAAGCCAUUGGAGAAAAAGUCCCGGCGAAGCCCCGUCCCUGCCGCCGCGAAGGCGUUGACCGCCGAACGGAAAGUGACGGAGCGAAACGUCUGCGAGAUCGACCUGGUGGCCGCGAAGAAAGAGGCCAAAGAGCGGCUAGCGGAGGUGCUCAACCUGUUGGUCGAGGAGAUUCGUCAGCCUGUCAUCCAGCUACGGGAUCUCUUUGAUGACCCGGCCGUCACAGACUCGAGGCGCUCGGAAGAAGUUCAGGACUUGAUCAUGACGAUUUUGACCACAGAUUCCGUCGCAAAUGAACAAGAUCAGCUGGAAGUUAUGGCACAGGCGCUGCAUUGGAUCUUCCAUCCAUUGGUGUCGUGGUCCGACUCGAUUCUGCCGGCCAAUCCGACGCAGGAGAACCUGGAGGAGUGCUUCAACGCCCCGAUCUACGUCUUCUUCCGCAACGUCACCCAGGGCACGCACGAGGAUCCGAAUCAUCGCAAUAUCAUCAUCCAAUUGCUGGGAAUGCUACGCGAUAAUAGUGACGCCCUUGGAUUCUUACUGCUCUUCUUCCUAAAGUUCGAAAGUUCGACGAAAGAUGCCACUGACGUCCCUGAGCAAAUGGGUGUCUACAACGAGGUGGCCGAUGUCUGUGGCUUUUCCGAAGACGAAAUUCUGGAGGAUGACAUGACGCAAUGCGCGUUGGCGGAUGGUCGACUAUAUUCGUACCUAUUGCCGUUUGUGUUGUCAAGGAUGAAGGAUAAGAUUACUCCAAAAGUCCUGCUGGCCGUUUGCAAGCUGUCCAACCCAGAUGACGUUUGGAUGUUGAGUGGUGAGAUCACUCGCGAAAAUCUGACGCUCUUCAAGAAGGAGACGUUCCCGAAGAUUGUCGUCGAGACGUUAACGUGGGAAGUGUACGCGCAGUGUACUUUUUGGAAACUGGUCCAUGCCCAAGAUGUGUCGAUCGAUUGGUGCACGCAGCUCUUCUCCAAGAUCAACGGCGUCGAGCACCCGGAGGCCGCCUUCAACGUGCUGCUGAUUGCCAAGCGUAUUGAAAGAGAGCCAACGCUGAGCGCCAUCCGGUCGUUCUACCUACGUCCCUGCGACACCCCUGAUGAUUUUGGUGUUAAUCUACUGAAGGCGCUCAUCAACAAUGAGGACAUAUCGUUGAAAGUGGCUGACUUGACAAAGACCAUCUUCAAGAAGCAGCAAGAGGCAAAUGAUUUCCUAAUGGCGACAAGCAAGGACAAAACGCAGAAGGGACAGAAAUUGUCGAUGGAACAGGUCCUUUUCCACCUCCAGCAACUCUCCCAUCACUGUCUCUACAAGGAGAAUCGAUCGGUCGAAAAGUUCCUCUCGCAAACGGUCAUGCGCGAGGCGUUCGAUAUCGUCACUUCAUCGAAGGACCGCGAGGUGAUCAAGCUGCGCGAGAAGUACAGUGACCUCCUCGCGGCCGUAGUCGCCCUUCGCAAGGAGAACGAGGCGCCACAGCGGGCGACGCGGCAGCCGAGGAAGGCCAAUACGUCGAACAAGCGCCCCGCCACCGAUAAUGACGAUGUACCGCGUGAGAAGAAGACGCGAGCGGUGAUCGUGCUCUCCGACGAGGACGAU